Molecule: messenger RNA, 2997 nt
Organism: Lucilia cuprina (Australian sheep blowfly)
Lineage: Eukaryota; Metazoa; Arthropoda; Insecta; Diptera; Calliphoridae
Gene: Vps53
Product: vacuolar protein sorting-associated protein 53 homolog
Exons: 5
Coding region: 128-2884 (918 amino acids)
Biological process (GO): retrograde transport, endosome to Golgi
Cellular component (GO): GARP complex
Source: RefSeq, a predicted model, not a curated record
CAGUCACCGCCGCCAUUAAUAUUUGUCGGCGCAGGGAUCUGGUGGUGACGCUAAAUUUACCAAGUUUUGUGAAAAAAGUUAAAAUUUAGUGAAAAGUGUUAAAAAAGUAAUUUAAAGUGUAAAUAAAAUGAGUACUAGUGAGUGUGAUGUGGAGAAAGACUCCCGGACAUAUGAGGACAAUGGAAAUUUCAAAGAAAACAAAAUUAAUUUCAGCAAAGAGGUGAAGCAAGUGAUUGACAAAGUUUUAAAAUCUGAUGAUCCCAUGGAUGCUCCUGACUUCAAUUCGGUUGAUUAUAUCAAUCAGCUCUUUCCUAAUGAACAGUCUUUGGCCACCAUUGACGAGACCAUACACCGUAUGCAAUGUGAAGUGUCACUUAUUGACGACAAUAUACGUUCUGUUGUCAGAGGACAAACAAAUACUGGCCAGGAUGGUCAGAUGGCCUUGUAUGAAGCCCAAAAAGUCAUUACCACUUUAUACGAUCACAUUAUUGAUGUGAAAACUCGCGCAGAAAAGACUGAAGAAAUGGUAAAGGAAAUUACCAGAGACAUUAAGCAAUUGGAUUGUGCUAAACGCAAUUUAACUUCAGCCAUUACAACCCUCAACCAUUUACACAUGUUGGUGGGCGGUAUUGAAAGUUUGGAAAAGUUAAUAGAGAAACGUUUGUAUGGAGAGAUUUUAAACCCUUUGCAGGCCAUAACAGAAGUCAAUCAACAUUUUCAACAAUAUUCAGAUAUAGAAGAAAUUAAGAAUCUUUCGCAAAGUGUAGAUCGCAUACAAGUGACAUUGGCCCAACAGAUAACGGAAGACUUUAAAGAGGCCUUUUCGGUUAAAUCCUCUGGAAAUAGUGCACAUCCCCGUUUGGGUUUGAAUCAGUUAUCAGAUGCCUGUAAAGUGGUUUCCGUCCUCGAUCCUAAAGUUAAAAAAGAGUUGUUAAAAUGGUUUAUUGCCCAACAAUUGGAAGAGUAUUUGCAUCUGUUCCAUGAAAAUCAAGAUAUUGCUUGGCUGGAUAAAAUUGAUAAACGUUAUGCUUGGCUUAAACGUCACUUACUUGAUUUUGAAGAUAAAUUUGGCAAUGUUUUCCCCCUUGAUUGGGAAGUAUCUGAGAGAAUAACAGUAGAGUUUUGUCGUUUGACACGAGAACAAUUAUCUCAAAUUAUGGCCAAAAGGGCAAAUGAAAUAGAUGUGCGUUUACUGCUGUUUGCCAUUAAUAAAACUCAAGCAUUUGAACAGUUGCUAUCAAAGAGAUUUACUGGCAUAACUUUGGGUCUAACUAAUACAAAUACCGAAAAGGUCUCUACAGCAAAUGAUAGUUCCAAUGUAUCAGUUGAUCCCCUAGUUGGAACACAAUCUGCUGUUGUUUUUCACGAUCAAAUAGGUUCAUGUUUCAAGAAUCAUUUGGACAUUUAUAUUAAAAGUAUUGAUCGCAAUUUAUCGGAACUAAUCGAAAAGUUUAUUGAACAAACAAAGGAGCCUUUUAAAGUGGGUGAGGCUAAGACUACAGUGUAUCCUAGUUCUGCUGAUUUAUUUGUUUUCUAUAAAAAAUGCAUGGUUCAAUGUAACCAAUUGAGCAAUGAACAACCCAUGUACGAACUAGCAAUGGUGUUUAAAAAAUAUUUACGUGAAUAUGCCAGCAAGGUGUUGGAGUUUAGUAUCCCUAAAUUGCUGCCUUCAACAACAUCUAUUGGAAAAAGUAUGUCUUUAUUGACUCGUGACAUGCAGAAUCUCUCUACGGCAGCUGGUCAAGUUAUACACAAUUUCCUCAAGGAAGGCGACGUGCAACGUUUCUCUAAGGAUGAUCUUAUACGCAUCUGCUGUGUAUUAACCACAGCAGAAUAUUGUCUGGAGACAGUACAACAACUGGAGGAUAAACUUAAGGAAAAAGUAGCCACAGCUUAUAUCAAUAAAGUUGAUAUGUCAGAGGAAAAAGAUGUAUUUCAUCGAAUUAUCUCAAAUUGUAUACAACUAUUGGUGCAAGAUCUGGAAGCAGGUUGUGAACCAUCUCUACAGGCCAUGUCUAAAGUCCAAUGGCAAACAAUAAAUAAUGUGGGUGAUCAAAGUGCUUUUAUUUCUAGUAUUUGUGCCAACUUUAAACAAACUGUUCCCAUAUUACGUGAUAAUUUAUCAACUUCUCGCAAAUAUUUCACUCAAUUCUGUCAUAAAUUUGUUAAUGUUUUUAUUCCCAAAUUUAUCAAUGUUCUAUACAAAUGCAAAUUAACUCUGUCAGAUGGUUCUAAUAAUGUUUUGGGUUGCGAACAAUUACUACUAGACACUCAUAGUUUAAAAACGGCCUUGGUUGAUUUACCUUCCAUUGGGUCGAGUGUUAAUCGCAAAGCUCCUACUUCAUAUACCAAAGUAGUGGUUAAAGAUAUGAGCCGUGCCGAAAUGAUUAUAAAAGUUGUAAUGACACCUGUCCAACCACCAGCUCAUUUUACACAACAGGUUUUGAAACUACUGCCAGAUGUCACCAUUGCAGAGUAUCAAAAAAUUUUGGAUAUGAAAGCGGUUAAACGUGUGGAUCAGUUACAACUCAUAGAUCUUUUUAAACGCACUGCCUCAACAGCAGCUUAUGCAGGUCUAACCGAGUCUUCUGAUAAUAGCACGAAUAAUGAAGUAGUUUCGACUAAUUCUUCUGAAUUAAAUACAGACAAUAUAAUGGUUGAUGCUACUAGUAUUGAAAGUUCGUCUUCUGUACAAAAUCCUACUAGCAACACUACUUCCGUUGCUUCGACUUCAACUCCCAAAAGAGCUUUUAUCUUUAGUGUUGGCAGUUUUUCAGGUGGCAGUAAUAGUGCUGAUAAAAAUGGUGAUGGCACUUCACAGGCGGGCAGCGAUCGUGGUCGUAUACGUAAAUUGGAAAAUCUUUUAAAAAAGCGUUUGCCUUAAUUAUAUUGUAGUAUUAUUUUACUAAUUAUUUAAUUUAAUUGUUUUUCAGAACAUUUCAUGGUUUUUUAUUGUUAUAUUAAGUUAGUUGCAAGUAACUGUUGUAUAUUUUUUUC